CACCGUUGGGGACGACGGCGGUUUCACCAGUUUCAAUCAAACACAACAACUCUUAUGUCCGCUUCGUUUCCUCUUCAGGAGUCUCUCUCCAUCGUAAGAGGCGCCACUCUUCGUCUCUCUUUCUCCUCUCGCCUAGUGUUUCUAUUUCUCAUCCUCCUUCCAAAAUCAGAUCAGGAGGAGUGUGCAAUGCAAGUCAAAUAGCUGAUCUUUUUCCAGCGGUUACACCUGAAAUCGUUGUUCGUGAAGCAAGAUUGGAAGACUGUUGGGAAGUAGCAGAGACUCACUGCAGUUCCUUCUUCCCUGGAUAUUCGUUUCCUCUUGAUGUUGUUCUUAGAGUAGAUAGGUUAAUGGCUAUGGUAAUGGGAUUUUCUGUUCCACCAGGGUGCCGGAGGACUUGUUUAGUCGCUGUGAUAGGUAGUUCUGCUGAUGAAGCCAUCUGCUUUGGAAGUGAAGAUUUCAAAAUUGGAGCUUUUGAUGCAAAGAUCAGCUUAAACAAAGGUUAUGUUGCUGGAAUCUUGACUGUGGAUACUGUGGCUGAUUACCUUCCAAGGAAAGGACCUCUCCGCCAGAGAAGGACGGGGAUCGCUUACAUAUCAAAUGUGGCUGUUCGAGAGAAUUUUCGACGCAAAGGAAUAGCCAAGAGACUCGUAUGGAAAGCAGAGGCUUUAGCCAAGAACUGGGGAUGUAGAGCUAUCGGCCUUCACUGUGAACUCAACAACUUAGGAGCCACAAAGCUUUACAAAGAUCAAGGUUUUAGAUGCAUCAAGAUCCCUGAAGGAUCGACUUGGCCACAACCAAAGACAUCUCCGGACACCAGGUUUAACUUCAUGAUGAAGCUCGUGAACAACAACAACAAUACACAAGCUCUUGAACAGUUUCGGUAAAUCCGACAGAGAAAGGAAAUUUGAAUACCGUCUGUUGAUAAUGUAAAUAUGUUAUUUGAGCCUGUGGCCUGCAUUUGUUUGUUUCGCAGUCUUGUAUAAAUCCUACUGUCUAUAAUAUUUCAACCAACUACGUUUUGUAACUAAGGUUUUGUAGCGUCAGCAACUUUUUGCUGAGCCGGUGAACCAUGUUUCUAAACAUUAAGGUCUUAGCUAUACUUGAUCUA
Messenger RNA from Camelina sativa (false flax), 1108 nucleotides. The record is from RefSeq and is a predicted model, not a curated record. NCBI's taxonomy places the organism in Eukaryota, Viridiplantae, Streptophyta, Magnoliopsida, Brassicales, Brassicaceae.